UAAUGGGUAAGUUAGUACUACAAAAUCUCUCUCUCUCUCUCUCUCUUUUCAUUUCAAGAGCAUCAAUGGCAAAGGCUGAGUCUAAUCUGAUCCUAUCUUCCACAUGGGAUGGAGAAAAUGGCUAUUCUUCAGGUUUUUCUGCUGAGAAGAGGCUCAAAUUAUUUGGGUUUGAGUUGAAUCCGUAUAAGCAUGAUGAGAGCAACCUGAAAGGCUCGGCAGAAGGAGAUGAAAGUGUAAAUUCUUCAUCAACAACAGUUUCAUCUGGAAGGGAGAAGAAACCAGCUUCCAAGGAGAUGAUCAGAAGCUUAGCUGGGGGCGCCCCACCAGAUGACAAAAAGUUUGAGUGCCAAUAUUGUUUCAAGGAAUUCGCAAACUCACAGGCAUUGGGAGGUCAUCAAAAUGCUCAUAAGAAGGAGAGGAUGAAGAAGAAGAGGUUGCAGCUUCAAGCCAGGAAGGCCAGCAUCAACUGUUACCUUCAACCUCUCCAAAACAACCACGGUUUUCCUAAUUCCAACGGCGCCUGCGCCGUCCCAUGGUUUUACAGUCCCUCAUCUUAUACUCCUGAGUCGUUCACACACUAUGAUAAUGAAUCUCAGAUUUGCUUCAAUCCCUUUGAUCAAGAUAAUGGGUCCCAGUUAUCAAAGUGGCAUGCCCUGCCUGCUCACAUCUCUUUCCAACAAGAUACAUGUAGCUUCACUUUAACACAAACCGACGUCGGAUCCGGAGAGAACAGGCCUGUCAUCUUUAAACCUUCCCCCUGCUUGCCUGCUUCCAAGCAAAGCUGUAAAUCUUUGGAUCUGCAAUUAGGCCUCAACAUGCAACCAAAUAUACGAAGCUCCUCUGGCGUGUAACAUAUUUCAUGCCGCCAUGUCUUCUCCAGUGGCUUAGAUUCCUUAAGACUUUCAAGAAGUUGAAAUUAAUCGUUUGAAAAUUCUUGAUUCAUGGCUGGUAAUUCUUCUCAACAGCAACGACUGCCAAUUAUAAUGCAACUCUGCCAUGAAUAUUAUAUACACCACGACAUACGUACGAAUCGGUUCAGGCUAGAUCGAGCGAAAGUACUGGCGAGACAGUAAUUAAAACCAAGCCGGCAAGCCAGGAAGUCUGACUUUCUUUGUUUUGCUUAUUGUUUUCAGUGUAUACUGCAUGUAUUCAAAGUUUAAAACUGAUUAGAAAACGUUCCUCUAGCUUGUUCUAUAUAAACAAAACCUGGAAUAUGAGAUUUUCUUGUCAAUAA
Alnus glutinosa is the source of this 1234-nucleotide messenger RNA. RefSeq names its product zinc finger protein 5. The coding region runs from base 3 to 851 and encodes 282 amino acids. Lineage: Eukaryota; Viridiplantae; Streptophyta; Magnoliopsida; Fagales; Betulaceae. Gene Ontology annotation, cellular component: nucleus. Gene Ontology annotation, molecular function: DNA-binding transcription factor activity; transcription cis-regulatory region binding. Gene Ontology annotation, biological process: trichome differentiation; trichome morphogenesis; cytokinin-activated signaling pathway. The transcript has a single exon. The record is from RefSeq and is a predicted model, not a curated record.